Messenger RNA from Porites evermanni, 1588 nucleotides. The record is from the annotation of a GenBank genome assembly. NCBI's taxonomy places the organism in Eukaryota, Metazoa, Cnidaria, Anthozoa, Scleractinia, Poritidae.
AUGGCGGACAACAGACCAAGAGUGACUUCAGCGCGGGAAGCAAUAGAGGGUAUGUAUAUUGCGUUUGAGGGUUUCGAUCGUUUAGUUGGUAAACGUUUUAGUGUAUGAUAUGGUCUAAACAUCUUUCAGAUGUAUAAUUUUCUAAAAAAAACUUUGGCUUAAGUUAUGUUUCUUUAAUUCUUUUACAUGUAUAUUAAAACCUUACAUUCUUUAUAGUUUUCGAGUUCCCUCGUAUGCUGAUGAUGCAUAUGUCAUGAGAAUUACUUUGGUAGGGGGCCAAGAGAAGGUAGAAGGUUCUGUCGCAUUUUACAGCUGAUUUUAUUACAUGCAAGGUUACUUUUGCAGAGAUGCCAACCUCUAGAAAUCUAAAAUAUGGGCUCACUCUUUUGCAUUACCCCCCCCCCCCGAAUAUCAACACAACCAAACCCCCCAUCCCUGACCCCGACCACCUGAUGAGCACAAUUCGAUCGAGUCCCUAAUUUAUCACAUGGGAAAGGCUUAGGACAUUAUAUGAAGUCUUACAUGAGCUAGAGACCAUCAAAAUUCACUUGUAUGAUUGUAAUGGCAAAAAAAUCUUUGUCACUGAUGACGUACGUGCAAACAUGCCCCAGAAACCAAACUAUGAAUAAUAGAAAGUUGAAUUUUUGGAGAAAAUGGGACAAAUGCCCAAUUAAAGCGCAGAAAAGUUCAUAACUCGAUUUUAUCCGGGAGAUUUGGUGACCCAUGUGCGAGACCGGGAGAUUGAUGUCAUAUCCAGGAGAGUUGGCUUAUAUACUUUUAGGGCACAAUUUGAGCACUCUUACACUUCACACUGGGUGACCCUAUGGGUUGCUUUAACUUUUAUACAGCGCCAUGAACCUAUCAUUGGCCACCCACUGAUGGGGGGACCCCGGCCCGAACAAAUACGACUUUGUAUGGGGACUUAUAGGGGGAUUUUAAAGAGUUAUUUAUCCGUGAAUUGGGGAAAAUGAGCAAGGUUUGGUUCAUAAUAGGCUUGCAUCACAAGAGAAAACCUUGGGCAUUGUAUAUAGAAUUCCAUCGAUUUCAUGUUGUUCACUUUUCCAGAAGAUUGGGGGCUUACCUCUCUCCCCAUGGUGAAAAUAAUCUAUGGCAGACUCAGCAGCUCAUGUAUCAUUGUGUAAAUUCAUUUAAAGUACUAUUUCCUCAUCAGGUGAGCUGGGUCAUUAUAAUGGCAUCUCAAGUUUACUAUGGUUUCAUGUUGUUCAAUAUGAUAGCCCUCUAGGAGGGGAAUUUCUUAACUUUGAUUGCUCUUUACCCCCAUCAAGGUGGAAAAAAUCUAAUACUGUAAGCACUUUCACAUAGUCCUUUGCAAAGUCCCCUCCCUUGGGUGGGGUCCCCUUGAGGGGAUGGCCAAUUUUAAGUGCAGGACACUGACUAGUACAGAGUUACAAUAUGUUUGGCUUAACUUUAUCUUUUAGCACUGGUAGAGAUUUCCAAGCUGCUAAAUACUGGCCUUGACACUGAAUCUUUAGCUGUUUGUGUUAAGCUGUGUGAAGCAGGUGUGAAUCCUGAAGCUUUAGCAUCUGUAGUACAAGAGCUUAGAAGAGAAGCUGGCGCUCUUCAGGUA